AAUCUUUAUCUGUAAAUUGUAGGUACAAAGUAAAAUAUUAGUUGAUUGACGACACCAGUUGAAGAUGUGUAAUUUAAGGCAUAAAUAUUUCUAUUGAAUAUUUAUACUAAGGUUAUCAAGAUGGCUACGUAUUCUAAGUCAACUGUGGCUAGUGGCUCUGAUUCAUUUAGAGACUUUUGUUGUUUCCCCUGUUUAGAGAACAAAAUUGACCAGUGGGCUGACUUUUACUGCGAAAACUGUCAGAAAUUUUAUUGUGCAAAAUGCAUUAACCGUCAUGGUCAGUUGUUUGGGACACAUGUGACAUACGGAAGGGGAGACACAAGUAAGUGGCCAGUGGCCAAGGAAGUGGAGGAUUUCCUUCAGAAGUGUGACCUUCAUGAAGACAAACAUCUAGAAAUGUUUUGUGAGGACCACAGUCAGCUGUGCUGCACUAAUUGUGUAGACCAGGUAUUCAUUGUGCAAGGAAAGUCAGAGUAUAAUGUGAGCAUACCAAGUGAUUUAGAUAAGAACUGCUAUAUCAAUGACAUUUGUGUUCUCUCUGAGGAUCAGAUCCUUGUUGCAGAUUGUAAAAAUAAUAGAGUUAAGCUACUCAAUCAUCAAUACCAGGUGGUGGGUCAUUAUGAUUUUUAUGGUUAUCCACGGGACAUGUGUAAAAUCACACCAAGUGAAGUAGCUGUUACUGUGUAUCAGGGUGACUUACUUGAGGUCCAGUUUGUCUCUGUGAAUGGUGGGCAGCUGGUUAAGGGUAGAUGGAUGUUACAGUUUUAUCAUGAAUGUAUUGGUAUUGCUCAUGAUCUGCAAGACCUGUAUCUUACUUCUGGAACUGCACUUUACAAGUAUUCAAUGAAAGGAGAUCUGUUGAAAAAGUUGUAUGAAGAUACAUCAGACAAGUUAACAGUACUUAAGUGUGCAGUGAGUCCUUCAGGUGACAAGAUAUUUAUCACCAACAAUACCCAUCACAAGGUCCUCACCCUGGCCAGAGAUGGCACAGUUCUCCAAACCUUCACAGACCCAGACCUACAAAACCCAGCAGGUAUCCAUGUGACUGCUCUGGGACAGGUGCUGGUCUGUGGAACGUCAUCCAGCACUAUCAUUCAGCUGGAUGGGGAAGGCAAGAAGAAGCUGGCAACUCUUGCUACCAAGAGGGAUAGACUUGAUGAACCAAACUCAGUCUUCUACAAUAGGAGCACAGCAUUCAUCAUUUUGGGACAAUGGUCUAGCAUCCUUGUGUUAAGAGUAAAAUAGGUGUUUUGUCACAAGUUUCAGUACAAACAUUUUGGAACAUGUACUUAACAUGAAUUCUUGGCCACACCAAACUUGCAUUCAGUAUUACGUUUCAUCACAUAAUUCACAUGGAUGAUUUAUUGUCGUGCCUACUUAUGUCAAAUCAUGAAUAUGUUUGAAAAGGUACAUUUAUAAUUAACUUUGAGAGCAUGGAUCUAUUAUUUAGUGUUUUGUUUCAAUGCAUAAUUCUUGCGAGAUUAUAUAUUGUGUUUCAAUACAAUUUAAUAUGUGCUACCAUCUAUUGCUGAUAAUUAUUUUUCCUUUUCAAUCGCAUAUAAUCAGUGUAUUGUUGUUUUCUUGAUAUAUAUCUUAAAAAUGAAUAACAUGUACAUACAUGAUUUUUUUGUGUGGUUAUGUUCUAUAAUAUUUUUGUGUAAUUGUUAUGCACAGUAAAAAGAACGGCAGAGUGCAAUUAAGGAGGGAAGGUUUUACAUUUUCAUUGUAUUAUUGAAUAGUCACCAUGUGUUCUGUCCUUAAAAAUAUAAAGUUAUUUAGAUUGACAAUUAUGUAUUGUACAGACUUCUUUAAUUGUUGUUUUUAGAUUUUACUUUUGUUGAUUACAGUUAUAUAUGUAUUUACUAGUGUCAUUCAUGCUAUCUGCCUUUACUGUUCACUAUGUUUUGCUGAAUAAAUUAACUUUUAAUUAUGUUCA
This is a messenger RNA of Dreissena polymorpha, 1936 nucleotides long. RefSeq lists its product as uncharacterized. The record is from RefSeq and is a predicted model, not a curated record. The transcript is spliced from 2 exons. Bases 121 to 1245 code for a protein of 374 amino acids. NCBI's taxonomy places the organism in Eukaryota, Metazoa, Mollusca, Bivalvia, Myida, Dreissenidae. Gene Ontology annotation, molecular function: protein binding.